AUGCCGCCUGAGUUAAGGCGGGCAAGAGUUGAUAGGUUCCUUAACCUGCGACAGGAUGACAUGUCUGUUAGAGAGUACAGUGUGGAGUUUGAUUCUUUAGCUAGAUAUGCCCCUGCUAUUGUGCAAAACAUGGAAGAUAGAGUUCACCGAUAUGUGAUGGGAUUAGAGCCGGAGCUGCAGGAGGCUUGUAUGGCCGUGGCAAUGCAGCCGGGUAUGGAUAUAGCUCGUGUUCAGGCCUAUGCUCAGGGGUCAGAAGAUCGAAAGCGUCAGCGAGAGGCCACCUCAGAGCGGAGUAGUGACCAGUCCAAGAGGGCCAGGUCAGAGCGUCAGAAUACAGGUUCCACCAGAGGAAGCAGACCCCAGUACAGCGCACCCUCGCAGUUUCAUGGAUCCCAGCGGGGUAGGGAGGCCUUCCCUAGGCAGAGACAAAAUCCUCCUUAUGCAUCGGAUUCUCAGCGGCCGGCAGGGUCAGGGCAGGAAGUGAUGCCCCGUCCUCGAUGCCCGACUUGCGGGAGGUGUCACGUAGGACGAUGUCGACUGGGUGUAUCCUAUACUUGCGAGGACCCGAGCCACUAUGCUAGAGACUGCCCGCGGAGUAGUGCCAUUCCUGGAAAUUCGGUAGCAGCAGCGUCACCCUCAGUGAGAGCGCCCGAGACAGGACCCCAGACUUCUUCCGGCCGAGGUAGAGGUGGAGGUAGAGUACCUAGUUCCGGUGCGGGGCCACAUUGUAUUUAUGCGCUAGGUGGGAGACCGGCUCCAGAGACAUCGCAGGAUGCGCCACCAGGUAUAUUCUUCUUCAGAUAA
This is a messenger RNA of Lycium barbarum (goji berry), 804 nucleotides long. RefSeq lists its product as uncharacterized. The record is from RefSeq and is a predicted model, not a curated record. The transcript has a single exon. Bases 1 to 804 code for a protein of 267 amino acids. NCBI's taxonomy places the organism in Eukaryota, Viridiplantae, Streptophyta, Magnoliopsida, Solanales, Solanaceae.